Prinia subflava (tawny-flanked prinia) is the source of this 1379-nucleotide messenger RNA. Its product is annotated as alpha-1-antitrypsin-like. Gene Ontology annotation, biological process: negative regulation of endopeptidase activity. The record is from RefSeq and is a predicted model, not a curated record. The coding region runs from base 123 to 1379 and encodes 418 amino acids. The transcript is spliced from 4 exons. NCBI's taxonomy places the organism in Eukaryota, Metazoa, Chordata, Aves, Passeriformes, Cisticolidae. Gene Ontology annotation, molecular function: serine-type endopeptidase inhibitor activity.
CAUAACAGUGAUUUCCACUUGAAGGCAGUAGCAGACAGAAAUAAAAGAUGAGAUGUCGAUAGAGCCAACCUCCGCCAUCCAAGACCUUUUGUUCUUUGUCCACGCAGUAUCUGUGAAGAGUGAUGGAGGCCGUGCUCCCACUGUGCUUUCUGGUGGCCAUGCUCCACCUCAGUGUCCACAGCCUGACCCAGACUGCUCACCAGCCUGAGGCAGCUGACCCUCAGAAGCAGUACUCCCAUGAGGGAGAUCCUCUUGAGUCCUGCCAAAGGAUAGUCUCAAGCAAUACAGACUUUGCCUUUCAGUUUUACAGGCAAGCAACCACUCAAGAGCCUGGCAAGAACAUCUUCUUUUCCCCAGUCAGCAUCUCUGCUGCCCUUGCCCUUCUGGCCCUGGGCUCCCGAGGCACUAGCCAGGCUCAGGUGCUGGGAGGACUGGCCUUUAACCUCACCAGCAUCCAGGAGGAGGAGAUACACGAUGGCUUUUGUCAGCUCCUCCUCCUGCUGAACCGCCCUGGCAGCCAGGUGCAGCUGAGCAUGGGGAACACCCUGUUCAUGGACAAACGCCUGAAGCCAACCAAAACGUUUCUGAAGGACAUCAAAAAACUGUACAGAGGAAAAGCUCUCUCUAGUAGCUUCCAGAAUACCGCUGAAGCUAAAAAAGAGAUCAAUGAUUAUGUAAAGAAUAAAACUCAUGGGAAUAUAAAGCAAAUACUUGAGGAUCUUGAUCCAAACACUCUGAUGGUAAUUGUUAACUACAUUUAUUUCAAAGCCUACUGGGAAAAUCCUUUCAAUAUUGAAGGGACUCACAAGGACUAUUUCCAUGUGAAUGCAAAGACCUCAGUUGAAGUGGAGAUGAUGAUUCGAGAUGGAUUUUAUAAAGCAUACUCUGACAGAAAGCUGUCUUGCAUGGUGGUGCAGAUUCCUUACAAGGGAGAUGCUGUAGCAUUGUUUAUCCUGCCCAGUAAAGGAAAAAUGAAACAGUUGGAACGUGCCCUGACAAAAAACACUGUUUCUAAAUGGAAAAGAUCUCUUCAAAGACGGAGGAUGGAAUUGUAUAUCCCAAAACUAUCAAUUUCAGGCACCUAUGACUUAAAGAGGAUCUUAAUGAAUCUGGGUGUUACUGACGUGUUUUCUAAUCGGGCUGAUCUGUCUGGAAUCACAGGAAACCGUGAUGUGAAGGUUUCAAAAGCUACUCACAAGGCCCUGCUGAAGAUUCAUGAGAAUGGCACAGAGGCUGCAGCAGCCAGCAGCAUAAAUUUUGUUCCUUAUUCUGCUCCUCCCAUUGUUAAAUUCAAUCAUCCAUUCUUGCUGUUGAUCAUUGAUCAGUAUACUAAGAGCAUCCUCUUCAUGGGAAAAAUUGUAAACCCAACAGAAAAGUGA